GUGUAGGGAGUGACUCUGAAGUCAUGGCUGAGCUUGCAGCAUUUCUUGGUCAGGAAAUUCCUGAGGGAAGAAGUAACCUUGCCGACAAUCAUAUAAAUCUGGAGCGGGUUGCAGAUUAUUGCGAAGCAAAUUAUUUUCAAGCAGAAAAUAAAAGAAUAGCUUUGGAAGAAACUAAAAAUUUCACAACUCAAUCAUUAGCCAGUGUGGCUUACCAAAUCAAUACUCUGGCUUAUAAUUUUUUACAAUUGCUGGAUUUGCAAACAUCACAAUUAGCCGAAAUGGAGAGCCAAAUGAAUCACAUUGCUCAGACAGUUAUGAUACAUAAAGAGAAAGUAGCUAGAAGAGAAAUAGGUGUUUUAACAGCAAAUAAGAUCACUGUACGCCAGUAUAAAAUUAUUGCACCAGCAAUUCCUGAGAAACCAAUUAAAUAUGUAAGAAAGAGUAUUGACUAUACUAUCUUGGAUGAUGUUGGGCAUGGAGUACGCAGCAGUGGUACUCCUAGGAGUAAGCAACGUGGUGGUAGUCAGGGCAGUGUGCAGAGUUUAGGUGCUGCCUCCACUGGUUCUGGAUUGGUUGCUGCUAUGGUAGGACCGGCACCUACCACAAAACCACCUACCCCUCCUCAGACAGUCAGAACUGGAACAUUGAGCAAAGGAUCACGAGAAUAUCGGACACCACCUGCUGUGGCUCCACCUCAAGUUCCUAGUCAUUAUGCCCCUAAUUAUCCAUUGGGUCAUCCUAGAAGGGAACGUGGACCUGGUUAUAGUACCUUACCUCUACAUGCCCACACCACUUCUCAUAUGACUCAUAAUACUAAUCACAAUGCACACCCAAACACUGUAACUCAACACACUUCACCACCUCAGGUGGGAACAGUUCAUCCACUGCAAAGCCAUCCUCAAACACCACCACCUGCACCACCUAGUGUGACAGCAGGAUACGCCCAGGAACAGCAUAACAGUAUGCCCCCACCACCUUCACCAUUGGUUAGUAUAACAGGUGACAUGGCAGAAUAUGGUGGUCACCACACUUUGCCACACAGACUGUCGCAUCAAAUCAGUCGAAGUAGCGGUGCAAGUAGUCCACCACUACCGCCGCCUCCGCCACCUGAACAGGAGGAACACCCACAGUUUGGUAGACCUAUGCAGUCCAGUGGUGCUAUUAUGCCCAUUGUGCCAGACGAGGAAGAUUUACCUGGAUGGGUGCCUAAGAAUUACAUCGAAAAAGGAAUCGAACGGCGUCCAGACCGAGAUGCUUAGUAUAAGUUUAUUUUAGAUUAGUUAAUAGUGUGUAUAUUUACUACAGUGUUUCGUUUCUCUAGAAAUAAAGCGCAGAACUAAUCCUUGAACUGCAAAGAUCCUUCCACAGUCCUGCUCGUUAUGGCAGUCCGUAGUGUAUUCAUAAUACAGUCAAUUAAUAUAUGUAUCAUUUAGGAGGCAAUGAUUUCAUUUAACUAGCUACCGCAAAGUGUGCUCAGCCGCACGGAGCUAAGAGAACUGGCAUAAUAUUCGUACAUUGUGCGGCGCUAAUUAAGUCAUUAGCACUCUAUUAAGCCAGAUAUAAGUACCGUGUAAUUGGCUAGGUAACGCGUUGGUCGUGUCCCUCCCUCGUUUCCUUCGUUGAUGUACUUUAAAUUUCCCUUUAUACGCUCCGAGAUGCUUGCAUAGACAAUAAGAGGCUCGUUUCCACAAGAGAAUUACACACUUUGCUA
This is a messenger RNA of Dufourea novaeangliae, 1711 nucleotides long. RefSeq names its product abl interactor 2 (gene Abi). NCBI's taxonomy places the organism in Eukaryota, Metazoa, Arthropoda, Insecta, Hymenoptera, Halictidae. Gene Ontology annotation, molecular function: SH3 domain binding. The record is from RefSeq and is a predicted model, not a curated record. The coding region runs from base 24 to 1259 and encodes 411 amino acids. The transcript has 4 exons.